AUCGAUUCCGCGUGUCGAUCUCGCCACGUGGGGCUGGUCUUGUAAUAAAAGUAGAGUCUGGUACAGGUUGCCAUCGGACGCUUGUCUGAAGUUUGAACCUCGACUUUCCUCACAUCCUCGCCCAUCAUUACCAUUUACUCACGUCCAGUCUCUCAGCUAUUGUACGAUAUGUUGAAAGGAUUCGGCAAGUUGGCAAAGAAAGCUUCGUCGGCCACCCUUUCAGCUGGUACCGACGAACCCCCGCGUUCCAUCACUCCAACCCCAGGCAAUCCCGAUGGCAAACCUACGUCCCGAACCGGUCUCCUGACAAUACGUGUCCUCUGGGCAGAGGGCCUUGCCCUUCCUCCUGGAACGGCCAUCCCAUCUGCCGUGCAAGCUGCUCUCUCAACCCAGCAGGCCAAGGUUGCAGCGUCUGUUUCACCAUCUAGCGUCAUGCAAAAGCGUCUUGCCAAGAGACACAGCGCCAAGGACAGCUUGCAACGUACGCAAUGCUGGUGGCUUCCUUACCUCGUUAUGGAGUUUGAAGUGAAUCAGAUCUUGAUAACCUCUCUGGGUGGUGACCUCGAGAAACCGCUGUACAUGUACCAGGCGCAGUUCGACGUGUCGAGGACUUCCGAGAUAUCCAUACAAUGUUAUCUUCGGGCUGAGCAGCCCAAGGUCGGGAGCGAUGGCCUUGCGGAUGACAUGGGUAACGACUUGUUCAUGGGAGGUAUCAAAUUUGUCCCGGACUUUGACAAUGUCGGUUCCGUGGGCAGUGACCAAUGGUACGAUCUGAGUGGUGGUCCAGGAAAGAUCCAGAUUGGCGUCGCAUAUCAACCGAGUUCCGUAGGUUUUCCGUACGUUUCGCCCUUCUCUUUGACGCUCAUGCAAGUUAUGCAAGUCAGAAAGCGUGAUACCAUGCGGGUAUACGCGUUGAAAACCAUUAGGAAGGCCCAUAUCGUUGAUCGGAAGGAGAUUACCCAUACUCUGGCAGAGCGGCUGGUGCUGGCACGCGUCAAUAAUCCGUUCAUUGUGCCUCUCAAAUUCAGCUUCCAAUCAGAACAGAAACUUUACUUGGUUUUGGCUUUUGUCAAUGGAGGAGAGCUAUUCCAUCAUCUGCAGCGCGAACAGCGCUUCAACGAAGAACGUUCCCGUUUUUACAGUGCAGAACUGCUCCUUGCUCUCGAACACUUGCAUGAGUUGGAUGUUGUCUACCGUGACCUGAAGCCAGAAAACAUUCUUUUGGAUUACACCGGACAUAUCGCGCUUUGCGAUUUUGGUCUCUGCAAACUCAACAUGAAGGAUUCGGAUACGACAAAUACAUUCUGUGGCACCCCGGAAUACCUUGCUCCCGAAAUCUUGAAUGGCCAAGGAUACAGUGAGAGCAGGCCCUUGACGUUAUCGAUUGGUGGACGCUGGGCUGUCCUGCUUUAUGAGAUGUUGUCCGGUCUUCCGCCUUUCUAUGAUGGCAUGUCGCGUUCUGCGUUUGCGCUGUUUUCGGACCCUGAUAUCGGAACAGAAGCGCGUAGCAUUCUCACCAGUCUUCUCAAUCGGGACCCGACCAAACGUCUCGGUGUGAACGGUGCAGAAGAGAUCAAGAGGCACCCGUUCUUUGAAAAGCAUAUCGAUUUCAAGAAACUCUUGCAAAAGAAGAUACAGCCUCCAUUCAAGCCUCGUGUUUCUAGCCCAGUGGAUGUGUCAAAUUUCGACACUGUAUUUACUACCGAGGACCCCAUCGACAGUUACGUCGAUGGGUCUCAUCUGUCGUCUACUGUUCAGGCUCAGUUUGCCGGUAUGUGAACCCGCCUGUUUCUUGGUAGACUAUAUUUACUGUUUCUAGGGUUUUCAUACGAUGGCUCUA
Molecule: messenger RNA, 1840 nt
Organism: Pisolithus orientalis
Lineage: Eukaryota; Fungi; Basidiomycota; Agaricomycetes; Boletales; Pisolithaceae
Product: kinase-like domain-containing protein
Exons: 8
Coding region: 169-1779 (536 amino acids)
Biological process (GO): protein phosphorylation
Molecular function (GO): ATP binding; protein serine/threonine kinase activity
Source: RefSeq, a predicted model, not a curated record